CAUUCACCCCCUUUGCUCCCGCGGCCCCAUAUAUAUAUACAUACCUAUAUAUAUAAAUACCACAUAUAAGUCACCCGUUCGCCAAGUGUCCGCUUGCACUCCUCGUUCUUCUCCCCCUUCCCACCUACACCAGAGGAAGAAAGCAGCAUCCAAUCGUUCACCAUGAAGCCCCAAACUCUCGCUCUUGUUGCCUUUGGCCUCCUGUCUGGAGAGGCCAUGGCCCAGACAACAACCAACGGCGGCGGCGUGCCCCCCCUCAUCUCGUCCGUGUCUGCUGCCAUCUCGUCUGCUAUUGCAUCUGGCAGCGCCGCUGCUUCCAGCGUUCGCUCCGAAGCCUCUUCCAUCGCCAGCAGCCUUCGCUCUGAAGCCUCUUCUAUUCGCUCCAGCAUCACUGGAUCCGAAACCAGCGGCACUGAGACCAGCAGCACUGAGACUGCCACCACUGUGACGACUACAGGCGAGGUCACCACCACCAUCAGCACUGUCGAGUCUGCCACUACAGAGCCUGGCACGACCAUCCCCGGAACUACCAACAGCCAGACCACCGAGCCUGGCACCACUAUUCCACCAAGGACUCGCUCUGCCACCACUCGCGUCACUACCAGAACCGCUGCUACCACUUCUACCUCUACCGGCCUGGCUAUUGCUCCUACUGCUGAUGCUAAGCUGCUGGCUCCCAUCCUCGGUGCUGCCGCUGCCGUCUUGAUGCUAUAAUCACAUUGUAUCUCUGGAACUCUCCUUUCUAUUUCACAUUCGUCGGAGGACUUGAUGAUAUGGAAUGGAAGUGGGGAGAAGGGGGGCUCGACAAUUCUGACUUGAAAAGAAAAAGAGAAUUACGCAUACAUGGACCUACUAAUUAAUUGUGCUUGUCUGGCCGACACACGACGGCGUUAGUUAUUUCUUUUAAAUUGACCUUUCAGUAUUGUCGCUCUGUGCUUUUCUCUCCUUUUGGCGGGACAUUUGGUGGUAAUUAAUGGUAAUAAUGGCUGAAGUGAGGUGCUCAAAAGAAUUAAUGAUGCUUGAUUUUUGAUUUC
This is a messenger RNA of Trichoderma virens Gv29-8, 1034 nucleotides long. RefSeq lists its product as uncharacterized. NCBI's taxonomy places the organism in Eukaryota, Fungi, Ascomycota, Sordariomycetes, Hypocreales, Hypocreaceae. The coding region runs from base 163 to 714 and encodes 183 amino acids. The transcript has a single exon. The record is from RefSeq and is a predicted model, not a curated record.